AUGACGGUAACCCAAAUGAAGUCUGAUCUAUGGAAGACAGUGCAAAAGAAAUUGCCAAAUCCGAGGGCCAAAACCAUAGUUCAGGGUAAGACGAUUAUCGUCGUCCCGGAUGAUAAAACUACGUUCGAGGUGUUAAACAGGGUUCCGAACAUCAGGUCUGUUGGGCCCAGGCAGCCCAGAAUAAUAGUUUAUGAUGUCGAUGACGACAUCAGUGGCGAAAAAAUAGCCCACGGAAUAAUGGAACAAAAUCCAGAGCUGGAACUAUCAGAGGACGAUGUCGAGUGCUUGGUCGUAAGCCAUAAGACGGGCCCGAGGGGAAAAGGCAGCUCCCACUGGGUACUUGAGACGCCGCCGUGCGUCCUCAAGAAACUAGAAAAUAGGUCGGUCUUCCUCGGAAUGACCAGGUGCAGGGUCAAGUUGUAUCAAAGUACAGUGCAAUGUUUUAAAUGCCAGAGGUACGGACACACCGCGACGAGGUGUAAUCAGGCUGAGUCCACCUGUAAGCACUGUGCUGGUCCGCACGACAGCCGCGAAUGCAGCGACAAGAUGAAUAAAAAAUGCACAAACUGUAAGCUUGCACACCAGGCAUCUAGCUCGGCGUGCAAGGCCAAAGAACAGGCACUUAGAAGCCUAUUAAGGCGCACGAACUUUGGCUCGCAAUGA
Molecule: messenger RNA, 663 nt
Organism: Macrosiphum euphorbiae (potato aphid)
Lineage: Eukaryota; Metazoa; Arthropoda; Insecta; Hemiptera; Aphididae
Source: the annotation of a GenBank genome assembly